Molecule: messenger RNA, 752 nt
Organism: Pungitius pungitius (ninespine stickleback)
Lineage: Eukaryota; Metazoa; Chordata; Actinopteri; Perciformes; Gasterosteidae
Gene: odam
Product: odontogenic, ameloblast associated
Exons: 10
Coding region: 48-752 (234 amino acids)
Source: RefSeq, a predicted model, not a curated record
GGAGGAGGACGCAGGCACACGGCAGGGGAACCAGAGAAACAGACACAAUGAAGCUGCAGACUGCCCUUCUCUUGGUUUGUCUAUUUAGGACAAGCUUCGCUCUUCCAUUGCAGAUUGGAAUCAUUGCAAGCAACAGCAAUGAGAUAUUCAGACUGAAUGGACUAACUCUUGCGACUCUUGGACAAACCCAGGCGUCAUCGAUACUUCCCCAGUAUGUGUUGCAGCAGCAGCAGCCGGAGGUGCUGCUCACUCCACAGAUGGUGAACAUGAACCCUCAAGCGAACAAUCCCUUCGGCCCCCAGGGGCCCCAGCUGUUUUUCUCUUCCCAGGGCAACCAUCUAGUGCCUAUGGUCGUACCAAAUGGCCAGGCAGAGCAGCUCGGACCACCGCAGGACCCCAACUCUCCCAACGUUCCUCAGCAGGCCCAAAACCCUUUCCAGGGGUUCCCACAUUUCCAGUACCCGUCUUACGGAUUUCCCCAGUUCCCCAGACAACAGGGCUUUCCAUACUUUUAUCCUCCUUAUGGCUAUCCGCAGCAGAGAAACAAUGUGGUGCUGCAGCCCAACAACGGUCAGCAGCAGCUGGAGAGAAGCACACAGAGACCACAGAUCCCUCUGCAGCAGGCUUCUCAACCUAAGGUGCAGACUGAACAAAAAGAGGCCACCACGGUUCCUCCUGAUCCUCGUGGCGACGCAUCUGGCCCUAGUGUCGAUGAGGGUCAGUCCAACUUUCCAUUCCUCUUCGAGCCUUAG